Orbicella faveolata is the source of this 1158-nucleotide messenger RNA. RefSeq lists its product as uncharacterized. NCBI's taxonomy places the organism in Eukaryota, Metazoa, Cnidaria, Anthozoa, Scleractinia, Merulinidae. The record is from RefSeq and is a predicted model, not a curated record.
AUAAGCGGCAGUUUAGGGUAUUCCAAUACUGCACCAGGCAGAAAAGGUUUCAAAAUACAAAAAGGAAGAGAAAAGCUAAGGCGCUGUAUAUCUUUUCUACACUCAACUAGUGAGGCAUCUCAUAAAACUCACUGUUACGUUCUGUUUGAUUAAAAGUGAUUUAUUUUAAUUCGUAGAGUGUACAUCUCCGGCUCCCCGAAGUCGAAACGAAAAGCGAAUCAGCUCAGCUCUGGAAUUGGCGCGAAAAAUCACCAUGUACAACAACCGCUACAAGGCGGCCGGGAUAAUCGGGCAGGAGACUGAGGUCCAGCCAGCUCCUUCACUCAAACCCAGGACCCCCGUUCAACCAUAUCCGUACUUUCCGUGGCAGCCUAAAGGAGACUGUUUGUCCAGUACUAAGGCGCGUUUGUAUGAACCGAAACCUGUGAAAGAGCAAGAACUGAAGAAGUCUUUUUCCCAGAUGUCCCUGGAAGAAAGGAAAAUCAAGAAAGUCAGUCAAAAGAACUCCACGCGAAAGAAAACGGUGUCCGCGGCGGCUGCUGAACGUACAAACUGGCAACAAACAGAGGAACAAAUGGCGUGUCCGUCCAGCAAACGAGAAAUUCAAGAGCUCGAACCAACAAAUACUACUCAGUUCCAGUCUCCGAGGCUGCCCGCGACUACAGAGCUUAGUACACCGGACAAUCACGUGCAACCCGCGCCACUUGUGGGGCCCAGACCCAUGAAGAAAUACACCGGCAAUGGACAGGCGCCACUAAACAGGAAUCCUACUGGUUUGAGGCCAAGCGCAAUUGACAGAUUCAACCCUUUAACGAAGCCCAGUUCUACAUUGGUGGACACCCCUCGUUUCACAAGUAACAAUCCUACUCUAGUGACCGGACGCCAUUCACCUGUUUACGUGGCUGUACCUGUUGACAGACCCCCCGUGAAGCUCAAGCCCAGGAUUCGUGCCACUGCGCAGGACACGAAGGACAUAUCUACCAUAAACGAGCUGAGGAGCAAACUGUUAAAUGUCGACGACUCGGGAACAUUAGUCACGUAUGCUUUACAGAACCACGAAGAGGACGAGGUGAGGAUUCUUGUCCAGGGUCCGAAAUUGCGCUUUCCUGGUCGCCAAUGCGACUAAAAAUUUUGCACUGACGCCAGCGGGCGAUUAAC